AUGUCCGUCCUUCGGCAGGGAGGGUCCUACCUCCAACGUCGUCUCACAAAGAUGUAUACCGACACCAAAACAUCCUGCGAAAGCGUCACAACCGCCUCGUCAAAGGGCAGCGACGACCCAGAGCUAGUAGCCCUACACCGAAAUUACCGCACACAAAAAGAUAGAUUAUUAGCCUGGGGUCUGGACUGGAGCGAUUCCAACGCCGCGCAACCAAACGAUAUCGACGAGUCAUUGACGGAAGCGGGUUUCAGCGAUGUCGUUGCGAGUGUCAUGUCCUCGAUACAGGAGAUUCUGAAUGAGGCGGAGAGGUUACAGCAUGGGGAAGCAUCGGCGUUACCGCCCAAGAAUGAUAGUGGAGAAUUACCGCCAAAGGAGGAUCUAAUAGUUAAAUCGCACUGGACGGAGGCGGAUAUCAAGCGGUCGCAUACGCUGUUGGAUGAUUUGACGUCAUGCAUUGAUACGUUAUAUGAGUUGUCGCAGUCACGUCGGAAUAUGACUAUGAGUAUGGCAUCGACAACAACAGAUCAGUCCUACAGGGUCAAGGCGCGUUCGCAGACUUCGGUUCCAAAGGCCCUUAAGCCAGGUGGAUUGGAUGCUCAUCGGUCAAUGUCGUUUGAUUCGAAGCCGACUUCGUUUUCACCUGACUUUGUUGAGAGUCCAGUUGAUAUAAAGGGAAAGGCGUCAUAUAGAAAACAGGAGAAAAUUGAUGUAUUGCCAUAUUCCAAUUUUCAUGCUCUCCCGAUGCAACGAAGGGAAGUUCCUGCGUUGGUGGAACGGAAAGUCAACGAUUCUUUCUCCUCGACGAAACAUCUUUUCAUCGACCGGUCAACGUUACAGCUAUCCGGCGCUUCUCAUGCCAAAAGUCCGCCGCCAUAUGAGCAGGUCGCUGCGUCGGCGAAUUCGCGAAUUAUUGGUCGUGUGCAGACAUCUGCCACUCCUUUCAUGACUAGAUUGACUAAAGAGUCGACAAUACCCAUACUCGUCGAGUUUACGCCUAUGAUGCUGGAGUCCCAGAGUUCCGUGACGAUUCCCGCUGCACAGCGCUUGGAGAAAAUCCAUCGUUCUCUGGACCAAUUAGUGGAAAACUCUCGAGUGUCACACCUAGGCUUGUUACGAUUUCUUGGUUACUAUAUCGACAUGUCCAAUGCUCGUUACGCAUUUGUAUAUCAAAUGUCUGUGGACUAUUUCCCAUUUCUGAGCAACCCCAGCAACCUCCUCAAGGAACUGAGACCGAAGACUUUGGUUUCUUUGUUUCAUUCUGGAGAAGAACAUCAAGAUAUUCCAGUGCCGACCCUCGAAAGCCGUUUCCGUCUCGCUUAUAACCUCCUUUUGGCGGUUUUGCACUUGAGGAGUCAGAACGUUGUUCAUGGAAAUAUCAACAGCAGCAAUAUUUUAGUCUUCCCAGGUUUGAACAACUCCGGUCAGGAUGAGAUUGGAAACCUUAUUGAAGAUUUGCGACGUCCCUAUCUCACUUCACUUGCUCAAUUUUCUGGCAACGAGCCUACUCCCGAACCUCUGUCUGCAAGCAUGUACCGUCAUCCCGACGAUAAGCGACUUCUUGAAGAUGAGGCUGCAUGGGCAUACGAUCUUUACUCUCUGGGUCUUGUUCUUCUGGAAAUCGGCUUGUGGGCACCUAUCAGCCGUCUCUGGAAAAUGAAGUACAAUAACGCCAUGUUCAAACAACGCAUUGAAAAUGUGUAUAUCAAAAAGUUGGCUUCGAAAUGUGGCAACGCCUACUUGCACAUCGUACAACUUUGCCUCGACGCUCCCAACUUCUUAAUGUCAACUGAGCCGAUGGCUGAUUUGGCAUUCAGAGUUCCUAGGGUUUUUACAUAUCCAACUCUGGAAUUUGCGGAGCCUGGUAGCCAAUUUGCUUUUUCUGCCAAUUUCAUUUUCACGAUGAGCAAGAUUCUUUCUAAGCUUUGUGCAAUUGAUAUUUAUUCCCCUCCUCCUUCCGCAGAUUUAGAUGACUGUCUGCCACUGGCUCUCGGUCGUGAUCUUGAGUCUGAGCCGGAAUCAAUCGAUAAUGCUGCUUCGACGAAUUUUUUCAAUCUGCCAAUGGAGCAUCACACGGUGCAUCAGCCUUUCCAGAGUGAAUUCCAGGACAAUAAAGCAGUCCACGAAGUAGCCGACUCCCCAACAGAAAAGAAAGUCAAGAAGCGAACAGUGAAGAAAUUGACAAAUGCCGAGAUUCCGCAGGAGCAUCUGAGUCAAUGGAACUUUUACACAAUGCCAAAACUCAGCAAACUUCUACAUAGGAUUCUCAAAGAUUCUUCCGAAUCUUGUACAGCCUCUUUGAUGAUGACCGGUGAAAGUGUGGAAACUGCCAAAACGACCAUCUGUGUGACGUGCUCGAAUGUCAAGAAAGUUCGAGCCAUUCUCAAAAAGUACUUUGAGGUCGAGCAAGACUGGGACUUGAUUGUUCUCCGCGGCGAUGUUAGCAGGUCCAAAGUGCCUAAACGACGACGACGCAAAGCGCAUGCUUCAAACUCGCCAGAGACCGAUGAAGCAGCUUUUGUGCAGCCAGACCUAAACCCGCACUAUCAACAGAAGCCUCUCUGUGGGGCGUCGAUUGGUGCUUUCAAGAAUCAAGAGCAUUUACCACCUGUUUCUUAUGGUGGUGCUAUUUUGAUUGAUGGCAUGCCGUACGGAAUGACAGUUCAUCAUAUGCUCGAAGCUCCUAGUGAAGAUGAGGAUGAUGAAGACGAUGACGAGGAAGAAGAAGCUGAGGAAAGCUUACCACGGUCCUCGGCCAACAGAGCGGGAAACAUGAACCUAACAUCCAACAUUGAUCUGACUUCUACAUUGAGUGACCGAGAUCCCGAAACCGACUACGAACUAGAAUUCACAGAUGACGACGACGAUGAUUCUGCCUCCCAGGAAGGCGGCGACUACUGGCUCUCGGACGAUGAAUCAUCAGAUGAAGAAGAAUUCUAUGAUCCGUACGAUGUGGACGAUUUAGCAUCAAUAGGAGAUACAGCUGGCGUGGAACCAGAUGACGAACCGCAAUUAUUAGUCACUCAACCUGCGCUUGAUGACGUGCAUGAAGACUUCUUCCCGUCUCCCGAAGAUAGAGAUGAUGAACAUCUUGCAUCGCAUAGACUGGGCUAUAUACAUGCAUCAUCUGGCCUGCGUCGGUGGACCAGGAAAGGCAUCAAACAUGAGAUUGACUGGGCAUUGAUUCAACUGAAUGACGGCCGCAUGGAUGUCAGGAACGUUAUCUCCAGACCGACAGCACCACCACAACAACAACCCCAUCGCCAAAACCUCCAACCUACACGAACAUCACCAAUCUACCUCACAAAAGUAGCCCGCGUCGAAGAACUAGGCGGUCUCAAAGUCCAAUGCUGCGGCCGAACAAGCGGCUACCAGCACGGUAAAAUAUCGCCUGCAAUGACUCUUGUAAAACUCCAUGGCCGCCAAUCAUUUUCAACCAGUUUCUCUAUUGAUGGGAAUUUUGGAGUGCCUGGCGAUUCCGGAGCAUGGGUCUUUGAAGCCUCCAGCGGCCGCGUAUGUGGUCAUGUCCUUGCGUACUCGGAGCGAAGUCGAACAGCAUACAUAGCGCCCAUGCAGGUUCUGCUUGAAGACAUUUCACGAACCCUCGGCGCCUGCACCGUCGAACUACCUGGUUCUCAAGGCGACGACCGUAUCUCAUCCGCAGCAAUGUCCCGAAUCUACGAGCAGCAGCAGCAACAGCAACAGCAACAACAACAAACCAGACGGGGAGGAUACAGGGAUAUCCCCUUCAUACCCGACCAUCAUCACCAGAUGAAUCUCCCCAUCGAACUAGGACGACUCGGUCUUACUAACCUAGAAGACCCAACUACAUCCGCGGCAAGUGUCCGGUCCUCGAUAAAUAGAGCGCGAAACCAUCAUUUAGGUGAAGGACCAGCUGUGUCGUAUCAUCGUGCUGGACCGCCGCCGGUUAUGACGAGGGCCGGGGGGAUGGAGAGGCAGCCUGCUUGA
Molecule: messenger RNA, 3966 nt
Organism: Talaromyces marneffei
Lineage: Eukaryota; Fungi; Ascomycota; Eurotiomycetes; Eurotiales; Trichocomaceae
Exons: 2
Coding region: 1-3966 (1321 amino acids)
Source: RefSeq, a predicted model, not a curated record